This is a messenger RNA of Lytechinus pictus (painted urchin), 4879 nucleotides long. RefSeq names its product prolyl 4-hydroxylase subunit alpha-1-like. The transcript has 11 exons. Bases 23 to 1474 code for a protein of 483 amino acids. The record is from RefSeq and is a predicted model, not a curated record. Gene Ontology annotation, cellular component: endoplasmic reticulum. Gene Ontology annotation, molecular function: iron ion binding; procollagen-proline 4-dioxygenase activity; protein binding. NCBI's taxonomy places the organism in Eukaryota, Metazoa, Echinodermata, Echinoidea, Temnopleuroida, Toxopneustidae. Gene Ontology annotation, biological process: peptidyl-proline hydroxylation to 4-hydroxy-L-proline.
CAAAGCUGAAAUCUUGAGGCGCAUGAACCGGGAUGCAAUCUCUGACACAGAGCAUUACCUUGGUCAUCCAGUCAAUGCUUUCCUCUUGGUCAAGAGGUUCCUUUGGGAAUGGGUGGACCUGGAGAAUUGGAUCAAGUAUGAUGGACCAAAGACAGCCUAUCUGAAGAACAGUACCCAUUUUAAGGAGCAUACCCCAGGGCAAGAUGAUCUCAAGGGUGCCACUGCGGCUCUUCUGCGUCUUCAAGAUACAUACAAGCUGAAGACCACAAAGAUUGCGAGUGGAGAGAUCGAAGGAACUAGAACAACAGCAUCCCUAACAGCUCUGGAAUGUUUUGAGCUUGGUAGAGUAGCAUACAACCAAGGCGACCAGUACCACGCCCGUCUGUGGAUCACAGAAGCUUACCAACGUUACAUGAACGAAUCAAAACUCGGUAAAGUCAUUGAUCUCGACGAGCCCCUCCUACUCGACUAUCUGGCUUUCUCUUCAUUUAAGCAAGGAUACUUGGACGAUGCUAUCGCAUACACGGACAAACUCCUUUCACUUGACCCCAAUCACGAGAGAGCCAAAAACAACAAGGUCUACUUCAUGAAUGAACUACAGGAGAGAGAGCUGGAGGAGAAAACGAGAGGAGAUUUGGCCGAGUUUGAUGAAGAGACGGGAGAGGUUGCUAAAACGCUUGAGGAGCUUGAAAAGGAGAAGGAAGAACAAGCUUACUCGUACCCAGAAAGGAAACAGUAUGAGGCGCUCUGCCGUGGGGACCCAGAUGCUCUCAAGAAUGUUGAUCACAAGAUUCUGUUGUGUCAAUACCAGCAUUACAACCACCCAUUCCUCUACCUCCAGCCAGCGAAGGAAGAGGUCAUCUUCGACGAUCCCCGGCUCGUCUUCUAUCGCGAGAUCGUCAACGACAGGGAGAUUGAAUUCAUAAAACGUCUUGCAUCAACAAGACUUCAGAGGGCCACAAUUCAGAACGCUAUCACAGGCAAUCUUGAGUUCGCAGACUAUCGAAUCAGCAAGAGCGCGUGGCUUCGACAGGAGGAGGAUCAGAGGAUUCGCCAAAUCAGGCGUCGCGUCCAGGCCUAUACGGGUCUCGAGCUCGACACUGCUGAAGAUCUGCAGGUGGUCAACUAUGGUAUCGGAGGGCACUACGAGCCUCAUUUUGAUUUUGCAAGGGCUGAUGAGACCAAGGCAUUUAAGUCAUUAGGAACUGGGAAUAGAAUUGCGACCGCUCUUUUCUACAUGAGUGAUGUAGAAGCUGGAGGAGCCACAGUUUUCACGAAAGUUGGAGCAAGAGUUUUUCCUACAAAGGGUAGUGCAGUGUUUUGGUAUAACCUCUUUAAGAAUGGACAGGGAAACUAUGAUACAAGACAUGCAGCAUGCCCAGUACUAGCUGGAUCAAAGUGGGUUGCGAACAUCUGGAUACACGAGAUGGGUCAGGAGUUCAGACGAAAGUGUGGAUUAAGCUCCAGCGAAUAGCACAACGGACAAAGGGGGACAUUUUCUCUGCCAUAAUAUUAAAUACUAGCCAACAUGCUUGCUUUUCCUUUUCACCCAUUUUAUUUUGGACAUUAAAUUAUCUCAUCCCCAGUUUUACAGUCUAUACGUGGUAUUCUGCUAGCCAUGGUUUGGUUAAACCUGGGUUAACUUAGACCACACAUUUAUGGAGUGCCAGUUGUCUACUCAUUCACCAGUUCAAAGUUAAUUUUUAUUUUUCUGCUGCAAAAAGUUGUCAAAGAACUAAUUGACUCAUAUAAAAUGGAAAAAAAUAAUAUAAGUGGUAUUCUGCUAGCACGGUUUAGUUAAACCUGGGUUAACUUAGACCACACAUUUAUGGAGCCCCUUGUCUACUCAUUCCCCUGUUCAAAGUUAUUCUUAUUCUGCUGCAAAAAGUUGUCAAAGAACUAAUUGACUCGUAUAAAAUGGAAAAAAAUAAUAUAAGAGGUAUUCUGCUAGCAUGGUUUAGUUAAACCUGGGUUAACUUAGACCACACAUUUAUGGAGUGCCACUUGUCUACUCAUUCCCCUGUUCAAAGUUAUUCUUAUUCUGCUGCAAAAAUGUUUCAAAAAACUAAUUGACUCAUAUAAAAUGGAAAGAAUAGGGGAAAAUAUCAUGAAUUAUGAUACAUGAGGUGAUAUAUUAUAACUUCCACAAAUAUGGAAGAAAUAUAGUAUGAAGCACAGCACCCCAUAUAAGUGCAGUUAAACCUUGGUUUAAUUUAUAAUACCAUCCUAUGUGUGUAGGUCGUUUUCUACCAGUUUUAUGGUCAUUUAUAGAAUUCGAACUGCCUAAACUUCUGAGGCUUGAGUUUAUAUAUAGAGACAUGAUAACACUAUGCAAUUCUUAGAAUAUCCUUCCCUUAGUAUUUUUGUAGUUUUGUAUACAUUUUAUACCUGCCAAUUUUCAACCAUGCAGUUGUAUUUUCUACCAAAAAUUAAAAUUAAUUUGUUGAUGGUGUCUAAGAAUGAAAAUUGAAGAUCAUGUUACCGUAAAAAAAAAUUGAUGAUGCAAGGUUGUAAGAAUGAGAUAAUCAUGAAUAACAAACUGCAUAUAUUAAUAUCAUGAUAAAGUGAGAAUUGGCCUGUAUUCUCAAAAGCUACCUUAAACAACUCACCUAGAUUACAAAAUAAACUGUUACAUCCUGUCUUGGGUCGCAUUGCUGUUCAGGAAAUCAUUUAAAGUGAUAAACCCUUCCAAAUGGAAGGACUAAGAAUGGACUUAGAUGGUAGCGCAUUGUUAUGUCUGGUUUAUUUAGGCUGCGGCUAGUUAAGUCACAGCUUAUACAUAAAUCCCAGAAGUGGUAACAAUCCCAAAAUGAGUUGGAACAGAAUCAAAUGAAAUUAUCACCUAUAAAGUGUUUGCAUUAACAGUAUAAAUUAUAAUUAUAAAGACGUUCCUGUGACGUUAUUGCUUACUGCAACUACAUUGAUUCAACUUUAACCUUGGCAGGCAUUGAGAAUAUGGGCCAUUAAAUUUAGGUUCACUGACCUAAAAAUCAUGACCUUCAAUGAUCUGUAUUGUCAUGUAUAUCUAAAUUUUGGUUUUAAAAAUAUCUCGGGUAUGGAGACUUUCACGUGUGCUUUAAAUAAUAAUUUAACAAUGGCUGCUUACAAACAAUCUAACUCUAUUUAUACACGUUGGAAGAGUAUAGUUGGCAUUAUUGUUUCAAUAUAACUUAAAACUGCCUUUUUUCUUGUCAGUCGAUAGUUGGACUCAUAUCACAUAUUUUGUUUUUCUUAUGUUAAAGCAGAGCUGCCAAUUAGUAGUUUUUUUAUCCUAUUUAGUAGGAUUUUUAAGGGGAAAGUGAUACUAAAUAGGAUUUCCCCCCUAAAAAUAUGAUUUUUGAAAUGUAAGAAUUAUUUUUUUUUUUUUUUUUCUCAAAAUUUUCAAGAAAAAUAAGAUUUUAGGAUUGAAAAUAGGAUAGGAAGAAAUAAAGAAUCUAUAUGAUUGUUUUCACCAUUAAGGUUGGCAGUUCUGCAAAAGGAAUCCUAUUCUUGGAACUCCGCUAUUUUUCACAUAAGAGCAUAAAUUUGCAAAAGUAGAAAUGAUCUAACUAAGUUGCUAAAUAUAAUGCGCAAGAUAAUCAAUUUUUUUCAUGCAAUACAAAAAGUACCUAGGGUCCCGUAACGGGGUGUGCCACCAAUCAGAAAAUGACAAGGACAAUCAAUUUCUUUGUUGCGUGCUCUGUUGUGAACAGAACCUAACCCGCAUUGAUCAAUAAGAAUAGCUCUCAUAACCUUGUAAUUUAAUUGCAAGCCUUUGUGUUGGACACAGUAGUAUCUUUCCAGUGGUGCUUCUCAAAUGACACCCCAAAGAAUGGACAAUCAUGUGAGCAACUUAAUUUUUAUAUCAUGUUGUGCAGGAUUGGGCUUUGUGUAGCUGAGAAGAAAAAAAAUUGAGAGAUAAUUAUAUACAUAUUGAAAUAUGAAAUUUUUGUAAUUUUCAUUCUUGAAAAUAGAUAGUUGAUUAGAGAAAUUACACAUUGUACCCAAAGGUCUGAAUAUGUAUCAAGGAUCUGUAAAUCUGGCAUAUUUCGCACUGCGAUAGCUAUGGAUAUUUUAUUCAAAGAUUUGUUCUGAAUAGAUGUUUGGUACCCCCAGAAUCUUUGAAAUACAGGUGAUAAGAGACAUGUUAUCAUAAAAAUUCUGAUAAGAUAAUUCACCAAAACAAUAGGACAAUCAUUGAAAUAGGAAAUAUGUUAUGCCAUUGGUACAUGUAGUUUUGUUAUCCUUUUGCUGCAAAGGUUUAUGCCGUUAAAAUUGAAGAGUUUUUACCAAUUCCAGUCAGUGGAAUCAUUCUGCAGAGAAUAAGUCCAAAAUGAUAUAAAUGUGUGAAAUUUUUUAGUACUUGAAAACAGGAUCUAAAUGUAUAAAGAUAUUGCUUACAUGUUAUAACAAGGUAGAAGAAAUAGCUCUGCUUGAUUUCAAGUUUGGUGUUGAUAUUGGUGUUGGUUUUGGUGUUCAUAUUAGAAUUAAGUGAGUGAAUUCGCUGCCAAACCUAGUUGCAAACACCAAUUGUAGGUUUACAAUGCAUGUACAAUUACAUAAUUGAAAACUGAACACCGAGUUACACCAGUUCCAUUUUCAAGUUCAGUGUAAUGACUGGUGUUAAAUCACAAUAACACCUACUUUUGACACCAAAUUUGAAAUAACCCAUUAUAUGACCUGUAUAUGUAUGUAACUGCAUAUUAAUAAUCUGUGAAAUAUCAUUGCUUCAAUUUCAAACAAUCAUGUACAGUAAUUCUAUAUAAUAAUGCAGAUUUUUUUUGUCUUCUAUUGAAUGUGUCCCCCCUAAAAAGUAUUUGUAAUGAUGUUGAUUAUAUUUGCUACAAAAAAAAAGAGGAAAUGAAUUAAUGAAUAAACUUGAGUUGAAUAUGUAAGAUAA